AUGAAUUCAUCAAUUCUCGCUUUUGCCCUUGUUGCCUUGAUGGUGAUCAGCCAAAGCAGUGCACGAUUAACCAGAAAAAACCUUGUCGAUGACGAUCUUAAUCAAGAUUCCUUUGCACAAAAACGAGGUAUACCACCGCCAGCCAAAUGUAGAAACUUUGCUCAAGGCAAAGAUGCGAAUGGUGGUGAUAUAAAUCCUAAUAAUCCAGCACGCGUUUUCAGUGCUGUCGGUUGUGCUGCAUUAUGCGAAACAUUUGUCGGUUGUGAUCACUGGUCAUAUAACACACCAGACAGCCUAUGUUUGCUCAAGAAUGCACCAUCUGAAUUACACGACAAUCCUGAUUGGGUUGCAGGCGCUUGCGCCCCGUAG
Messenger RNA from Adineta ricciae, 369 nucleotides. Lineage: Eukaryota; Metazoa; Rotifera; Eurotatoria; Adinetida; Adinetidae. The record is from the annotation of a GenBank genome assembly.